AUGCAUGAUCAAUGGUAUUUUGCGAGUGAAAAUAUACCUGAUGGUUUAUAUUUAAUUGAAUCUAUUCAUUCAGGUAAAUUCAUUACAUUUACACCUGAACGUUCAACAUUAGUACAGCAAGAUCAAAAUCUACAAAAUGAUGGAGAAACACAAGUAUUUGAAAUUCAACAUAUUGGUUAUCAUGAUUAUGUUAUUCGACAUCAUUUAACUGGUCUUGUUUUAACUGUGCAUAAUGGUUCACCAACACCAUGUGCACCAAUUGUUCUUUGCCGUUCGAUGGGUAUUCGUACACCAUAUCAAACAGUUAAUUUUGAACGAUCAAAUAAUCAAUCCGAUGAUUUUAUUAUAUAUUUAAAACAUACACGUAUGGUUAUUGAUAUUGAUGGUGGAAGUCAAAGUUCAAAUGCUCGUCUUCUUCAAUUUCCUCAAAAGAAAAAUAAUAGUUUUGAACAACUUAAUCAACGUUUUCGUUUACAUCCAGUUGUUGAUCGUACAAGUCAACAAUCACCUAUUAUCAUUCCUGAUGAAUUCUUUCGUUAA
This is a messenger RNA of Adineta steineri, 540 nucleotides long. The record is from the annotation of a GenBank genome assembly. Lineage: Eukaryota; Metazoa; Rotifera; Eurotatoria; Adinetida; Adinetidae.